Messenger RNA from Polychytrium aggregatum, 2325 nucleotides. RefSeq names its product transcriptional repressor TCF25-domain-containing protein. Bases 88 to 2250 code for a protein of 720 amino acids. The transcript is spliced from 12 exons. The record is from RefSeq and is a predicted model, not a curated record. Gene Ontology annotation, biological process: rescue of stalled cytosolic ribosome; ribosome-associated ubiquitin-dependent protein catabolic process. Lineage: Eukaryota; Fungi; Chytridiomycota; Chytridiomycetes; Polychytriales. Gene Ontology annotation, cellular component: RQC complex. Gene Ontology annotation, molecular function: protein binding.
AUCCGGCUCGAUCCGACCGGAUUGCAUGUCAAGCCGCUGGUGUGGCGAGGGCGGCCCAGCAGCCAGCUUGGAUCGCAUCGCACCAGGAUGUCGUCCAGAGCCCUCCGCAAGCUGCGGGACCAGCAGCGUCCCGCCGAAGCACACGCAGCCAUUCCUGAGCAGAGCGUUGCCAAUGACGAAGACGAUAGUGGUGACGACGAAGUCAUCCAGCCUGCGCAAAAGAGCAACCUGUUUGAUCUGCUUGGCGGCGGCGACAGCGACAGCAACCGCAACGACGACGACGACGACGACCCCCGACCCUUGGCGACCGUCCCCAGAGUCGCUGCACCCAAACCAAAGCCAGUACCGAGCUCGGACGAUGAGCCAGAGGCCCCAGUUGCUCCCCAGGCGCCCAAGAAGAGCAAGAAGAGCAAGCCAAAGAAGAAGAAGGGAGGCAAGUCCGCUGCCAAGCAGGAAGCUGUCGAAGCCGUUGAUGAUCUCGAUGAGAUUGACCGCACCAUCCAGGAGAUCAAUGCAAAAUACGGGAAAGUAGCAGGCGCCGCACCGCUCGCGGCCGCCUCGUCCUCUAAGCAGGCUGAUUCAAGCUCAUCGCUGGCCUCGCUGCUGUCAGUCGACGCUCGCCACAUGGACGCCGAUGCCGAGAUGAGGCGAAUGUUCGGAUCCAAGAUCAUCGAGGAGGAAAUCAAGAAGAAGCGCUAUGUCCGCAUGACCAAGAAGAUGCUCUUUGCCACGCCGCGAGACACCUGGCCCCGCAUCGACAAAAUCGGAAUUACCAUGGACGUCCUGCGCAACGAAGAUGGCUGCACCUACUACACAUUUGUGCACUCCAAGGCGUACCAGGAUGCGCAGUGUCGGUUCCUGGACUGUCUGCGGACACACGAUCCCAACACCAUCUCGAUGUUGCUGCAGAUGCAGCCCUACCAUGUCGAUGCCCUGCUUCAGAUGAGUGAAGUGUACCGUCAUUCGGGCGACCAGACCACGGCAACCGAGUACAUAGAGCGUGCGCUGUUCUGUUUCGAGCGAGCCUUCCAUACAAUGUUCAACGUCGCGACAGGCCGCUGCCGUUUGGACUAUCGGCGGGUCGAGAAUCGACCCUUCUUCCUGGCCGUUUUCCGCCACAUGAAAAGCGUUGCACAGCGGGGCUGUUGGAGAACAGCCUUUGAGCUUGCAAAGCUACUCCUCAGUCUCGAGCCCGAGCAGGAUCCUCUUGGCGUCCUGCUGUGUAUCGACUUUUAUGCACUCAAGGCGGGCGAGUACAAGUGGCUCCUGCAGUUCUGGCAGGAGUUUGAGGUUUCCAAAGAGCUGUUCCUGCUGCCGAACAUGAUGUGUUCUGUCGCGCUGGCACACUUCAUGUUGGAGGAAAAGAAUCAGCAGGACCACGACGAAAGCUCCCGGUUCCUUCAAAAGGCCAUUCUCUACUACCCAACGCUUGUUGGCCAGCUACUCGACAACACGGCGCCCAUUGCUUCGACGGUGUUGUCCGACGCUCAGUUCACUGUCAGUCCCUCCCAGAAGACUUUGCAAGUGCUACUCGAUCUCUGCAGCACAUACAGCCGGCCUCUGUGGAAGCAGCCCGAAGUUCUAGCCUGGAUGAACACAAACAUCUCUGCCGUGCUUGGAAUGAUCAACGACCUUCGUGAUCCGCUCAAGCUCGAGGGUGAGCAGAUCCGGGCAACAAGGUUCAACAAGGAUGUUCCGCGCAGUAUCUGCCGGCAUAUCGUUGUCUCGGAAUUCAAUGCUCUCAUGUCGGCUCUCUCGGGCGUGGCUCGGUCGGGCAUCAGCAUGAACGAUCCGCUACCUCCAGACGACGCCGUCCACUCAGUGUACGACGACUAUGCCGAGCUCCAUAGGAGUGCCAACCCCCUGGGUGACAUUGGGAAUGCAGUCCUGGGGCUGCUGCAAAGGUUCAACAUCAAUCCCAACAAUGUCGAUGGCCAGCUUGUGGCUGAUAUCCAGCGCCAGCUCAUCGAGGCCCAGGAGGGCGAAGGACAUGCCACCGUCCCCGGCAACUUCCCAGCUGAAGGGUCUGACGAGCAAGUCUCAUGGGUCGAGCAAAUCCAAAGCGUCUGGGCCUCGUGGUUCGCUGGCGGCCAAAGCACCGACCACGAUGUCGAUGCCGAUGCCGAUGUCGAGGGAGCUGCAUCCGGAGAUGAGAGCGACGAAGAUCGUGAUGGGGAAGACGGGAAUCUCAACGAUGAUGUGGAUGGACACGGAGGCGAUGCCGACGGAGACCAUGCUCCCGCUGAAUAAUACAGUUGCUUGGGCUUCGCCCGAAUGAACCGCUCAGCACCACCGAUGACUGUUUCGUUGGGAAUCUGCAGCGAA